CCAAAAACGCUUCGCUGGCCUCCGCUGGCCGACCAACUUCAUCACGCCGAAAAACACUACAAUCCCAAUGUUUUUUAACAAUUCAAAACCUAUUUGAAAAUCUAUAACGAUUGCCGAGUAAUGGAGAGCCAAACCAAACCUGGCGUGACAACCACGCAGAUCCGGCGAUUUACUGCGCACUAUUUCAGCCUUUAAACUCCGACCCGGAAAUCAUGCGGGUAUUUCCUGUCACAGACGCCACAGCUGGUUUAUAACGUUACGUGGAUGGAGGCGAUUCUGUCUGGAUUAUUUAGGUUUUCACUGCUUCAUCGCUCGUCACGCAUCAUCCAAGGCAAUCACAGAUUUGUUUAUGAGAAGCUCCUCGGACCAAACACUACGCCGCACCAUCUGGUUUACACCAGCGAUAGAACCAACAGGAGCAAGAUGGCUGCUUGUAGCACGGACCCAGCCAUAGUGAGUCGCAUCAUGCGUCCUGACGAUGCCAAUGUUUCGGGAAACGUACAUGGUGGGAAUAUUCUGAAGAUGAUAGAGGAGGCAGGGAUCAUUGUGAGUGCACGCCACUGUAAUCUCUACGCAGGGGAGGAGGGGCGGGAUCUGAGUGCUCCAAGCCUGGUUAGAAUAGAGCAGAUGGACUUCCUUCAACCAAUGCAUGUAGGUGAAGUUGCCCAGCUUCAGGCAGAUGUUACCUUCACUGGACCUCAUUCCUUGGAAGUCCAGGUCCGGGUUUGGGCCGAGAAUGUCCUUAAAGGAAGCAAACGACUGACUAACAAGGCGUCUCUCUGGUAUGUUCCCAUCUCUACUGUGGCCCAAAAAGUGGCCGAGGUCCCACCUAUGGUCUACUCAUCACAGCAAGCAGAGGAGGCAGGACGGAAGAGGUAUGACUACCAAAAGGCACAUAGGGAAGAGAACAAUCAUGUGGUGAAUAAUGUCAUUGAGCCUCGACCAAUGGACUUGGAGGCUGAGCCCCACACUGUACGUUACUCCCAGUCCUCUCUCAUCCAUCUUGUGAACCCAUCAGACACAGCCAUCCACGGGUUUGCCACAGGAGGGGUCACACUGAAGCUGAUGGACGAAGUGGCAGGGAUCACAGCGGCAAGGCAUUCCAAGAACCGUGUGGUGACCGCAUCCAUAGAGGCCACCAACUUCCACCGCCCUGUCCCUAAAGGCAGCCUGAUGCACCUAAUGGGCAGAAUUAGCUUCACAAGCAGCAGAACAAUGGAAGUUGAGGUUGCGGUGGACCUGGAGAAGAUGACAAGUGGAGGGAUGACAAAGGAGCGGGCAGCGACAUCGUUCUUUACAUUUGUGUCACUAGGGGCUGAUGGGAAACCCAUCCCAAUCCCUCCUCAUAAGAUCACCACAGAAGAAGAGAAGUUGAGAUUUGAAGAGGGGAAAGGAAGAUAUGAGAGAAAGAAAGCUGAGAGAGAGGCUCACAAGAAGGUGGACACAUAAACAAUACACUGGUCCUGUCAUGCUAUCAAUAUUAGCAGUUCAAAAAUGUACAACUGUACAUCUGUCAACUCCAUUAAGGAGGCAUACCUCCUUCAGGAGUUUUGUGGUGGAGGCGAUUUUUCUGUUCACAGCUAGAUUAUAGGGUUGCCUUUGUUUAAAUGGCAUGUAAUUUUAUACGUCAUCUCGUGUCCAGUCACGCCCUUCAUGAUGCACGUGUAUCUAUUUUUACCGUAGCUGCUUUCGCGGUCAAUGUAAUACAUGUAUUUCAAAUGCACCCUGCAUUUAUGAGGCAAAUUGGUAUGGCCUAUGGUUUUGAAUAGUGAGUCUGGCCGUAUCCCAUAUAGCAGACGUUUGGUGGGCUGGUAAUAAGAAACAGAUGCGUGUCUCACGUUGUUUAUGUAUGGUGGUAAAUUUCAAAUGU
Branchiostoma belcheri (Belcher's lancelet) is the source of this 1870-nucleotide messenger RNA. Its product is annotated as cytosolic acyl coenzyme A thioester hydrolase-like. The record is from RefSeq and is a predicted model, not a curated record. NCBI's taxonomy places the organism in Eukaryota, Metazoa, Chordata, Leptocardii, Amphioxiformes, Branchiostomatidae. The transcript is spliced from 5 exons. Gene Ontology annotation, cellular component: cytosol; extracellular exosome; nucleoplasm. The coding region runs from base 265 to 1449 and encodes 394 amino acids. Gene Ontology annotation, molecular function: long-chain fatty acyl-CoA binding. Gene Ontology annotation, biological process: palmitic acid biosynthetic process; acyl-CoA metabolic process.